AUCCGCGUCCGGCGGCGGCCCCGCGGCCCGGCCAGGCCCGGCUCCCUCUGGCGUUCCCCGCCCUGCCCCGCCCCGCGGCCCUUCGCCCAUCAUGUUGGUGCCCGUGUUCACGCUGAAGCUCAACCACAAGAUCCUGCCCCGCAUGGUGGCGCUGGGCCGGUACGACGGGACGCACCCCUGCCUGGCGGCCGCCACGCAAGCGGGCAAGGUUUUUAUUCACAAUCCUCAUGCCCGAGGACAGAGAAUAAACACAAACCGAAUGGUGCAAAGUAACCAAGAUUCAGACAUUUCUCUUCUGAACAUUAAUCAAGGGAUUACUUGUUUGACUUCGGGGGUGCUGAACCCACAGCUGGGUUAUGACUGUCUUCUGGUUGGAACACAGACUAAUUUAUUGGCUUACGAUGUGUAUAACAACUCAGAUUUGUUUUACAGAGAGGUUUCAGAUGGAGCCAAUGCAAUAGUUCUUGGGAAGCUGGGAGAUAUUUCACCUCCACUUGCUAUUAUUGGUGGAAACUGUGCCCUGCAGGGCUUUGAUUAUGAAGGAAAUGACCGUUUUUGGACGGUUACUGGAGACAACGUUCGUUCAUUAGCACUGUGUGACUUUGAUGAUGAUGGAAAAACUGAGCUUCUUGUUGGCUCUGAAGAUUUUGACAUCCGCGUGUUUAAAGAAGAUGAGAUUGUGGCAGAAAUGUCAGAGACAGAGACAAUCACUGCACUUAGCCCCAUGUAUGGCAGUCGCUUUGGCUACGCUCUUGCCAAUGGCACCGUCGGAGUUUACAACAAGGCGGCGCGCUACUGGAGAAUUAAGUCAAAAAACCAAGCAAUGAGCAUACAUGCAUUUGACCUGAACUCUGAUGGAGUGUGUGAGUUGAUCACUGGCUGGUCAAAUGGGAAGGUUGAUGCACGCAGUGACCGGACUGGGGAGGUCAUCUUUAAGGACAACUUUGCUUCCUCAAUUGCAGGACUGGUGGAGGGGGAUUACAGAAUGGAUGGGAGCACCCAGUUAAUCUGCUGCUCAAUUGAUGGUGAAGUCCGAGGCUAUCUGCCAGGAGGUGAGGAAAUGAAAGGGAACCUAAUGGAUACAAGUGCUGAGCAGGAUCUUAUCCGAGAACUUAGUCAAAAGAAGCAAAAUCUGCUGCUGGAAUUGAAAAAUUAUGAGGAAAAUGCAAAGGCUGAAUUGAACACUCAGUUGAAGGAAGCUGAUGGGCAGAGAGGUCUGAUUCCAGCAAACACCCAACUCCAGACAGCCCUCUCAGUUAAUCUGGGCUCUGACAGCCAGUCUGCCCAUGUGGAGCUGUGUAUUUCCACCACAAAUGACACAAUCAUCCGUGCUGUGCUGAUCUUUGCUGAGGGCAUAUUUGAAGGAGAGAGCCAUGUGGUCCACCCCAGUCUCCAGAACCUCUCAGGCUGUGUUCGUGUUGCCCUUACUCCACCCAAAGAUGUCCCUGUGGAUUUGCACAUCAAAGCCUUUGUGGGUUACCGAAACAGCACACAGUUCCAUGUAUUUGAGUUGACAAGACAGCUUCCUCGCUUUUCCAUGUAUGCCCUGAGCAGCCCAGACUCGGCCACAGAGCCCCUGAGCUUUGUUAACUGUACCAUGAAUGAGAGGCCACAAAGGAUCGUUAUGUGGCUGAAUCAGAGCUUCUUGCUGCCAGAGGAUGCAGAGUUUCAGAGUGCUCCCUUUCAGGUUUGCUUCACUUCCCUUCGUAAUGCAGGUCAGCUCUGCAUCAAAAUCAAGCAUGGUGGAGAGAUUUCCAUCAACACAGAUGAUAUUGAUCUAGCUGGUGAUAUUAUCCAGUCAAUGGCCUCUUUCCUGGCCAUUGAAGAUUUACAGGUGAAAGCAGAUUUUCCUGCGUACUUUGAGGAGCUGCGUAAAGUAUUGGUGAAGGUGGACGAGCAUCACACAGUUAAUCAGUGGAUCACUGCUGACAUGGCUGAACUCUCCAACCUCAUCCGCAGCAUGUUGGUUCAGGCGGAAGAUGCCCGGCUCCUGGGAGACAUGAAAACCAUGAAGACACGGUACAGCGAGCUGUAUGACCUGAACAGAGAUUUAAUAAGUCAAUACAAAAUUCGUUGCAACAAUCACACAGAGCUGUUGAAUAACCUGAAAGCUGUGAAUCAGGCAAUCCAAAGGGCUGGGCGGUUACGUGUUGGCAAACCUAAAACACAGGUGAUCAGUGCUUGUCGGGAUGCAAUAAGAAGCAACAACUUCAACACACUGUUCAGGAUAAUGCGUGUGGGAACAGCUUCUUCUUAGGCAGAGGAGCAGCAGCUGUGCAGAGGCAAUGAUUCCAUGCACUGAGCAGAUAAUGCAUGACAAGCAGUUAAUUCAGACCGCUACUCCACUGUAGGGUGAAGUAAAUACAAUGGUAGUGCUGUAGUUAACUUGUUAGGUGAGAAAUGUUAUACAGACCAAAACUCCAUUAAGAGAGCAUCAGAGUGCAGAUGUGGUAUUUAUGCAAGACAGAAGUUCAAACAGUUAUUUUUUAUUACAGUAACUUAUUUAUGUAUUUAAAUAUAUUUUGUAGUUAAGGUCCAUUAAAACAUAGACUGGCUUGACUGAUUUUGUUCUGAUUUAGUUGGGGAGAUGUGUACUGCUAAAUUUGUUUGUUGAAAAAAACCCAACCCAAAGAACUUCUCUGAUUUCUGCUGCAUAGUUCCUUUACACUUGAACUCCCUGUGCUGGAGAGUCUGGGGUUUCACACAGGGAUGCAUGGCUCUCUUGGUAAACUGCAGAGCAGUGCAUGAAAACCACCAAAAGAUAACAUCUUGCUGGCUCUUAAGCCAGAAGAUCUUUGACAGGUAUCCAGUUCCAUGAUCUGUGCAGGUAGGAUGUCGUCUGUUUCAUAUCCAGCAUUCUCCCCACACCUGGAUUGCAGAAACUUUUGCUUCCACCUACUGGUUCUGUGCUACUGCUGGAAAAACUGCAGAUACGGAGAUGAGCAAGGGUGCAUUUCAGGAACAACAAAAACAACUACACACCCAAGCUUGGUGCAUAAUCAUGAAGAGCUGGUAGUACUUAAUGGGAUCAAAAGAAGGUAUUGGAAAAUUACUUGGCUCCUGGCUCAAACCUGUUUAAUUGUGUGAUCUCUUAGAAUUGGAUUAAAAUAUUACACUAAGGCUCUAUCUCAGAUCUAAAGGUAUUUUAGAACCUUUGCCAAAGCAAAUUUCUUUUUGAAGCUAAAAAUAACCUGCACAGGAUCGAGAUUGGGCCCAGUGCUCCUGCAUCAGCAUCACCCUUGCCACCAUACAAUGGUGUUUGCAACGUGGGCAGAGAGGAGUUGGCCCAUCUCGAAGUUCUUGGGUGGCUUCUUGGGGGUGUCAGAAAGAGUCAUGGCCUCUUACUGGUCUCUCUUACAAGCCACCUGAAUUAAAACCAGCAACUUACCCUUUGUUACAGAGCCACUAGUGAGCAUGGUGUGACCAGUUGAAUGGGGAAUGUAAUUCUAUCAAGGUUUUAUUCCCAAAACUGCCUCUCACCACUGCCUUGGCCCCUUCCCUAUGGAGAACUAUGCUGCUGAAAGCGCAGAUCAGUGUCAGUUAGAAUCUGCAGCAGGAGCUCAUUUGAACCCUUCAAGAAACUGGUUGUUAGUCAAAUCCAGCUGCUUUGUAGAAGGGUGGUGAGCCACCCAUGCUGUUCUAAGCAAGUGAGCUCAGAGACUUGAUUAUGGAACAGUCUCCUGGCAUAAGUGCUGGGCUUUCUGCCACUUGCUGUACCUGUUCCCACUGUUUCAAGCUCUUGUUCUUUAUGUUCAAAAUCCUAAUGCUUGCUUGCUUACAUUUAUGUACUCCAUUUAAUGAUAAGAGAGCAAGAGAGCGGCUCUGGUCAGAAAGCAGCUUUCCCAUCAGUCUGAUUUUCAGGACUAUGCACCAGGCACUGCCAGUCUCAGCUGUGGUCUGCUCCUGGCAGUGAGGUCAGUCCUUCACUCCCUGUGCAGACCUUUGGUAAGGCUGAUUUCCCUUAUCUAAGUUUCUGACAACAAAUUUUAAAUUUAUUUUCCUGUAAAACCAACUUUUACCUUUGACAAAUGAAAAAUGCACAUACCUUGCAAGUGGCUGCACCUAAUUGUAAAUACAGAUUGGUAUCCAGCAAGAGCAUCUAUAGAGAAAGCUCCCAUUACUGGCACUGUAUAAAUUUUACUGGCACUGUAUAAAUUAAGGCCCCUCUUCCUCCAGUAGCUCAUGUAAUUUGAAAUUUUAGUGAGUGAAGUCUUUCCUCUGUACCUGCAGCACCAGUCAUGCCUGGGACUGCCUGUGGCUUUAGGACCUAACAAGAAGGGCGGGAGCGCAGAGACGUUCAUUUUUAAACCUUUGAAAGCUAACUGCAAAUUUGGCUUCUUAAAUUACUUCAUCUGAGUCACCAGAGGAAGAAGGGUGGUUCCUUAUGUGAUCAGGUAGAUAGGGGCUUGCUCAAGCAGAGGCUGGUAUGCCCUCUAGUGUAAUACUUAUUAUUAAAAAGCAGCGAGCUCUAAAGAGCCUGACUUCUUCCCAAUCUUCUGGAAGGAUGUUCCAAGAUCUACCAAGCACAUUGUUAGGCUCACAAUGCAGUCAAAGAAGUAACUUUGUUUUGUUAAUGAAUUUACUCCCAACUUUGCCUAGCAGACUGUGCUGUGAAUAGCUGUGGUGUCUGUCAGUUUUGUUCCAAACUACCCAAAUAAAGUAGUGUUUUUUUUCUUUGAAA
Messenger RNA from Vidua macroura (Pin-tailed whydah), 4681 nucleotides. RefSeq names its product Bardet-Biedl syndrome 2 (gene BBS2). Lineage: Eukaryota; Metazoa; Chordata; Aves; Passeriformes; Viduidae. Bases 92 to 2257 code for a protein of 721 amino acids. Gene Ontology annotation, biological process: non-motile cilium assembly. Gene Ontology annotation, molecular function: protein binding. The transcript is spliced from 17 exons. Gene Ontology annotation, cellular component: ciliary basal body; motile cilium; membrane. The record is from RefSeq and is a predicted model, not a curated record.